CAGAGUGAACAGCAGUUGGACAGUGCCCUGGAUCUCAUGAGGCGUCUGCCGCCUCAACAGAUCGAAAGGAACCUCAGUGACCUCAUUGACCUGGUGCCGGAUCUAACUGAGGACCUUCUUUCCUCAGUGGACCAGCCCCUGAAGAUUGCCCGGGACAAGGUUUUGGGAAAAGACUAUCUUCUUUGCGAUUACAAUCGGGAUGGUGACUCCUACAGAUCCCCGUGGAGUAAUAAAUACGACCCUCCCAUUGAUGAAGGUUCCAUGCCUUCAAGUCGCUUGAGGAAACUGGAGGUUGAAGCCAAUAACGCUUUUGACCAGUACAGAGACCUGUACUUUGAGGGUGGUGUAUCAUCAGUGUACCUCUGGGAUUUGGACCACGGCUUCGCUGGGGUUAUUCUCAUCAAAAAGGCUGGAGAUGGAUCUAAAAAGAUUAAAGGGUGCUGGGACUCCAUCCAUGUGGUGGAGGUGCAGGAGAAGUCCAGUGGCCGCAACGCUCACUACAAACUCACCUCCACCGUUAUGUUGUGGCUUCAGACGACCAAGAUUGACUCUGGAACCAUGAAUUUGGGGGGCAGCCUAACAAGACAAACAGAAAAAGACGAUACGGUUGGAGAGUCUUCGCCCCACAUCGCUAACAUUGGCCGCCUUGUUGAAGAGAUGGAGAACAAGAUUCGCUCCACAUUGAAUGACAUCUACUUUGGGAAGACCAAGGACAUUGUCAACGGACUUAGGAGUGUUUCAUCUCUGGCUGACAAGUCAAAGCAGGAGGCUCUCCAAAGCGAACUGUUCAAGGCACUCAAACUGAAAAACCAAAGCUAG
This is a messenger RNA of Nerophis lumbriciformis (worm pipefish), 819 nucleotides long. The record is from RefSeq and is a predicted model, not a curated record. NCBI's taxonomy places the organism in Eukaryota, Metazoa, Chordata, Actinopteri, Syngnathiformes, Syngnathidae.